Molecule: messenger RNA, 1388 nt
Organism: Anopheles nili
Lineage: Eukaryota; Metazoa; Arthropoda; Insecta; Diptera; Culicidae
Gene: Hpf1
Product: histone PARylation factor 1-like
Exons: 3
Coding region: 4-1359 (451 amino acids)
Biological process (GO): DNA damage response; regulation of protein ADP-ribosylation
Cellular component (GO): nucleus
Molecular function (GO): histone binding; poly-ADP-D-ribose binding
Source: RefSeq, a predicted model, not a curated record
AAGAUGGAUAAACCGAAAUGCAAAUAUGGCUCAGAGUGUUACCAAAAAAACCCUGUGCAUAAAGAAAAAUAUGCGCAUCCUGCGACAUCCACAAACGAUAUCAAUUCUUCGAUUGUGCCAGUAGCGCAGGCAUCAACAUCUUCCUCGGAUUCGCAGGACACAAGCUGUGCUAGCAACCAAAUAACGGAUGUAGAAAAUCAAAUGAAACAAGUAAUGCGAUACAAGCGUCCUUCUACACCCGAAAAGGAAUAUGAUAAUGAAGAAGAGGAUGGCUCCAAGCACGAAUAUCACGGUAUAAAACGACAGCGUUACCGUUUACCGAAAAUCCCAAUCGACAUAGGUAUGAUGAAUGAUCUGUACGAUCCACAAAUUGAAUUUUCUAAACAAUCAGAAUACAAUGAACUGUGCGAAGACCCCGUAAAAUUUAUCAAGUACAAGUUUCUGGUCGCUAUGCCCUCAUGUUUCUACGUUUUUUGGGAAUUUUGUAAAGAACAAGCAAAAAAUAUGAAUACGAAACCUGAGGAUGUGUUACUUCAAAUCGGUUUGAAAAUGGUAGGACCGUUCGAUGUGCUGGCUGAUAAAUUUAAAGGAGUUACAAUACACGAGCCCGGUGAUUAUUUACGCCAUUGGCGUUUCUUCUAUGAUCCCCCGGAGUUUCAAACUGUAAUAGUGAAAAAAGAUACUGGUAUACAUUAUGGUUAUUGGAGAGAUGAUCCGGAUAACACUGAUGGGUUAGUAGCCAGUAAUGACGUCAGUAAAGGGUGUGAAUUCAAAAUAGUUGGUGAAAACUUGUUUGAUGCACUUAUGCACUAUCUUGAUGAAAAAUCAAACAUAACUCCUUUCAACAAACAAAAUACAUCGGCCAUGAAGAAAAAUAUUGAAGCGUAUUGCCAUACAAAAGGAAUAUUGUUAAAAUGCAAUGAUAAACAAAAUAUCCGUAAUAAGCUUAUUGUAUGCAAGACUUUUCAUAAAGCCGGUUUGGUAGUGCCUUAUGAUAGAAAAAAAGAUGUAGGCUACCGACCACUGCUGGAGAGUGAUUCCAAACUACGUAUAAUUCUUUCAAAGUUCGAUAAGGUUGACCGAACGACAGAUAAGAAAAAUUUCGAAGAAGCUAUGAGAGAAUUACAAUCCAUAAUAACAGCUGCGAACUUGGCGGUUGAUGAAUGCGACUUUGGCACAGCGCUUGAGCUUGCCCUUGAUUUGUUCUGCCAUGGCUCGAAAAGCUUGCACGAAAUAAUGAAACCUCUCUUUUACACCGGUUAUUCCAUGGUCAAACGACCACAGUAUAUAGCUAUUAUAAAGUCUCAUUUAGACAAGCGAAGUGAAGGAACAAAGUUGGAUUUGCUGGCUCAUGAAUGAUGGAUUAUUGAUGCGCGAAGUGUAGUAAC